Symsagittifera roscoffensis is the source of this 2360-nucleotide messenger RNA. RefSeq lists its product as uncharacterized. The transcript has 10 exons. The annotation marks the transcript as partial. NCBI's taxonomy places the organism in Eukaryota, Metazoa, Xenacoelomorpha, Acoela, Convolutidae. The record is from RefSeq and is a predicted model, not a curated record.
CAAAUUACCAUGAAUGGUCAACAAAGUCAACUAAAUUUAUAUUUGAUUGCAUCCAAUUUGUAUAGCUGAUAGUUGAUUAUGAUGGCCUCACCGACAUUUCAAAAGAAUGGUGCAUAUGCUGGAAAUGUCAGUAAUCCUCAUGCACCAAGGAAGCCAGUGCCUACUCUUGUAUUCCGACAGAAGUCAUCACGGCCCCUCUUGCUGAACAGUCAGUCCUUAGCUUCUAAUUUUAAAGCUGUUACAUCAGGAGAUAGAUCUUCAGCUAACAGGUUCAAAAACAUGUCGUCGAGAAACGUGCCGGUGAAAAGUCAGUAUGCAUCAGCUGUGGCGACGCAGCCAGUUGUUCACACGGAUUCUGCUUCCUACACACCACUUGCUCAGUACUUCACAUUCACCGGGCGUCUCAACCCAGUAAGAGAUGGCAAAUCAGGGAAAGAGUUGGAAGGGGGGACAAAUGACGUCAUCAAUAAGUUGGAGAGUGUUUCCUACAAGCUGAAGUUGAAUCAGGAUUUACAGAAUGGUGAUGCACACAGAGACGAGCACUCAAAGGAUGUCAACGUUGAAGAAGAUCUAAAAAACCAUACAAAUGGCUUCAUAGAAGAGACUGAUACACAGAAGACAAUCAAAAGCGAAGAGCAGCAGUGUUUCCAUUACUUUGAGCCCCAUUUACAUGCAGGGAAAAACAACAAGUACGGCAGAACAGAAGAAACUCAGCCGAGAAUUGGAGGGGCAAAUGAGAACGGGGUGGUGGAGUUUGUAGAAUGGGACAGCAGAUAUGCAGGGGGUGACAAUCAGCUGCUAAAGGUCGGCAAAGGUCAACGACCCCAGAGUGCGGCAGUGUCAUACGCUCUACAUCGACAGACUCCAGCGAAGCCUGAUCCUCCAAAACGACCAAGCAGCAGCUGCAGUUCAGCCAUGAAGACGAAACCAGUUGCUGCUGUUGUGAACUCUUCGCCCAACCCCUUUCUUCGACCAGUGCCAAUCAUGCCCCCUCCUAGUUCACACGACGGGGUCUUCUCCAGCCACUCAACAGAAUCGAGUGUUGCUGCUGGCCAGAAUGGAACAACGAAAGUACAAAAUGGCACUUUGAAGUCUUCAAACUUCGCCAGAGGAGUUUCAGUGUUCAACAGUCGAGCCGCCAUGGUACAACCCCAACCAAGGCCGCCCAGGUACAACAGCUCCGGAACAGGACAGACCUCGACAGCCAAUCAGAAUCAACAGCCAGUGAGCGAUCACAAUCAUACAACGAAUACACUUAAUUUGACUUCGUCGACGACAGAUUUGAGCCGAAUAGCCGGCGAGAAGGUCUCAUAUCUGCAGAGAAUCAAUUCUGGCAGUGCGCACAUGAGACUACAACAACAACAGCAGCAGCAGCAGAACUUGAACAACAGCAGUGCUACUGGUGGUCAGUCAGUGGAUUCUACCAAACAGACUGACGCUUCCACGAACCACAGGAUGGGUGCCAAACAGCAUUUCGUAGUGCAGAAAGACAAUAGAUGGGAGGUUGUGGCUGAUAGUUCCACCUUAGCCGACAGCUCACUAGACCGAAGCAGUCUACAAUUAAACCAAAACCACAGUCAGAAUACUAAUGCUAACCAUAAUAAACCACAACAACCUCUGCCGACGGCCCCCUCUCAGACAGAUAAGCCAGUUCAACCAGUGAGACCCAUGCUCAGAACAGACCACGUCUCGCACAAUCAGAACACGAGUCAAAGCGAUCACAAAAGCCCACAAGUGAAGACGAAAGACUCGAAUAAUAGUUAUAAUAAUAGUCAUAAUAACAAUGCAGUGGUAGUGAAGGUGAUGAAAAAACAGUCAGUUGGCAAUAGUGAGAGUCACAAUUCACAGAAGAUGUCGGCCAAAAGAGAACAUAGUGAUAAAAUGGGUGGUGGAAAUGUAGCGAAUAAGCGCUCCAGCUCAUCAGAGAGUCAGAACACGAACAGUUUGGGAGGCCCCAACACGCGUAGCAAUACAAGAGCAAAACUUACCUCUAGAAAUCAGUCGGUAAAUCGCAAAUCAACAACUCAAUCAUCUGCAAGUGGGAACACAAGUAAACAGCAGAGCAACGUGACGAAUGGUGGUGAAGUGAGAAGGGGAAAACAUCAGAGACUACCUCUGGCCGACUUGGAACAGAUGCACAAUCAGACAGAUGAGACAGACGUGAACAACAACAGUGUGAUGAUAGCUCCCAUGGGCAAGGAUAGAUUGUCAAGACCGGAUCUGAAGUCGAAUGGGAGAGGUUUCUCCCGAGCGAGGAGUUCUACAAGAGAGAACAGCAGGGCAGAUGACAGCAUCAACAGAGACCGAGACAACUCCUCCUCUCUUGUGCCUGCCGCUGCCACUACCCUCAGAAAACACAG